Anoplopoma fimbria (sablefish) is the source of this 2563-nucleotide messenger RNA. RefSeq names its product potassium voltage-gated channel subfamily KQT member 2 (gene kcnq2b). Gene Ontology annotation, cellular component: membrane. Gene Ontology annotation, biological process: transmembrane transport; potassium ion transport. The transcript is spliced from 19 exons. Gene Ontology annotation, molecular function: voltage-gated potassium channel activity. The record is from RefSeq and is a predicted model, not a curated record. Bases 1 to 2535 code for a protein of 844 amino acids. Lineage: Eukaryota; Metazoa; Chordata; Actinopteri; Perciformes; Anoplopomatidae.
AUGGUGCAGAAAUCCCGGAACGGCGGGGUGUUCCCCGGAGCGCAGGCCGACCAGAAGAAGCUGAAGGUGGGCUUCGUGGGUCUGGAGGCCGGGGGGACCGAGUCCAGCAGGGAUGGAGCUCUGCUCAUAGCAGGUGGUGAGGAGGGGCCUCGGCGGCAGCGCAGCAGCGUCUCUGGAGUAAAGAAACCUCCGAAGCGAAACGCCCUCUACAGACGACUGCAGAACUUCCUGUACAACGUCCUCGAGAGACCUCGGGGAUGGGCCUUCAUCUACCACGCCUAUGUGUUCGUGCUGGUGUUCUCCUGUCUGGUUCUGUCCGUGUUCUCCACCAUCAGAGAGUACGAGAAGUCUUCAGAGGACGCUCUCUACAUUCUGGAAGUAGUGACCAUUGUGGUGUUCGGGGUGGAGUACAUGGUGAGGAUCUGGGCUGCAGGAUGCUGCUGUCGCUACAGAGGAUGGAGAGGACGACUCAAAUUCGCCAGGAAACCUUUCUGCGUCAUCGACGUCAUGGUGUUGAUAGCCUCCAUCUCAGUGUUGGCUGCAGGGACUCAGGGGAACGUCUUCGCCACUUCAGCCAUCAGGUCGCUUCGUUUCCUUCAGAUUCUGAGGAUGAUCAGGAUGGACCGACGGGGAGGAACCUGGAAACUGCUGGGGUCGGUGGUCUACGCCCACAGCAAGGAGUUGAUCACUGCAUGGUAUAUCGGCUUCCUGUGUCUCAUUCUGGCCAGUUUCCUCGUUUAUUUGGCUGAAAAAGAGGACAACGAACAGUUUGAGACGUAUGCAGACGCCCUCUGGUGGGGACUGAUCACCUUGACAACCAUCGGCUACGGAGACAAGUUCCCCAUCACCUGGAACGGACGUCUGCUGGCUGCAACCUUCACUCUGAUCGGAGUUUCCUUCUUUGCUCUGCCCGCUGGGAUCCUGGGUUCAGGCUUUGCUCUGAAGGUUCAGGAGCAGCACCGACAGAAACACUUUGAGAAGAGACGGAACCCAGCAGCCGGUCUCAUCCAGGCGGCGUGGAGGGUUUACGCCACAAAUCUGAGCCGAACUGAUCUGAAUUCAACCUGGGAUUAUUACGAGAGGACUGUCUCCGUCCCCAUGUACAGGUUGAUCCCUCCCCUCAAUCAGUUGGAUUUAUUGAGGAACCUCAAGAACAAAUCAGGACUCUCGUUCAGGAAGGAUGUCCAGCCUGAACCGUCUCCCAGUCAGAAGGUCAGUCUGAAGGAGUGGGUCUUCUCGUCUCCCCGGAGUUCAGGAACCAAAGGGAAAGGUUCUCCUCAGAACGGUGGCGUCCAGGCCCUGAGACGGUCCCCCAGCACGCCCAAUCCGGAGGAGAGUCCCAGCAAGGUUCCAAAGAGCUGGAGCUUCGGAGAACGCAGCAGAACCAGACAGGCCUUCAGGAUCCGAGGAGCCGCCUCCCGCCAGAACUCUGAAGACGCCAGCCUGCCAGGAGAAGACAUGGCCGACGACAACAAGAGCUGCCACUGUGAGUUCGUCCCUCAGGAUCUGACCCCGGGGUUAAAGGUCACCAUCAGAGCCAUCUGUAUCAUGCGCUUCAUGGUGUCAAAGAGGAAGUUUAAAGAGAGUCUUCGUCCCUAUGAUGUAAUGGAUGUGAUUGAACAGUAUUCAGCCGGACAUCUGGACAUGCUCGCCCGCAUCAAGAACCUCCAGUCAAGGGUGGAUCAGAUAGUCGGCAGAGGGACACCAAUCACAGACAAGGACCGUCCCAAAACGGCCAACGAGGAGAUUCCCGAGGAUCCGAGCAUGAUGGGGCGGUUGGGGAAGGUGGAGAAGCAGGUCCUGUCCAUGGAGAGAAAGUUGGACUUCCUGGUUAACAUCUACAUCCAGCGAAUGGGAAUCCCUCAGGCCGAGACCGACGCCUACUUCGGAGCCAAGGAGCCGGACCCGGCCCCGCCCUACCACAGUCCAGUGGAUCAACGCGACCACAUCGAGAAGAGUCGUUUCGUGACAAAGAUGGUCCGCUCCAGCAGCUCCACCGAACACAGGAACUGCAACGCCCCCACCUGUCCGCCCUCCACCUCCUGGCAGCCAAUCAGCUCCCAGCUCCACCAGCAGGCCCCGCCCCCUCCCCACCGCAGCCAUGGCAACACUCUGAGUCCAGUGGGCGACGGGUCACUGGUUCGACUCCCGCCUCCUCCGGCCGGAGAGAGACACGGCGGGAACCGAUCGAACCGGCACAGCACCGGAGAACGAGGGGGGGCAGAGAGACCAGAGAGGGGAGGAGGAGAAGGAGGAGAAGGAGAAGGAGGAGGAGGAGGAGGGGAGGAGGUGAAGCCGGACAGUGACGCCUCCGUUUCCAUACUGUCCGUUGACCACGAGGAGCUGGAGCGCUCCUUCAGCGGCUUCUCCAUCUCCCAGUCCAGAGAGAACCUGGACUUCCUCAACAACAGAGGUAGAGGUGCCGCCCGCUGUGCCACCGUCCGGCCAUACAUCGCAGAGGGGGAGUCGGACUCUGACUCGGAGCUCUGCGCUCCCUCACCACAAUCGGACCAGGCCUGGACCGAAACCAAGUAGAGGCCAAGGUAAACCGGAGCAGAACCAG